Messenger RNA from Dracunculus medinensis (Guinea worm), 1059 nucleotides. The record is from the annotation of a GenBank genome assembly. NCBI's taxonomy places the organism in Eukaryota, Metazoa, Nematoda, Chromadorea, Rhabditida, Dracunculidae.
AUGGUGAAAGAAAACAAAAUUGUUCAUAAAUUAGGAAAUUCGAUGGCUGAGAAAAUCCUCGCCAGUCAGACGAUCAACUUUUGUACAGUAGAUGCAGGUACGACGGUGAAAAUUUGUAAUAAAUUUAUUCAUCCACUGAACGGAAUUUUAGAAUAUGUGCUUUAUCAGAAGGAAAAAGCUAAAUUGAUUAUUCGAGAUUGUAGUGGAAAAAGGGUAUUACCGAAAACGCCUAAACGACAGAAUAGAACGGUUAAAGUUGCAGCUCGGAUUGGAGCAUUCGUAGAGGAAUUAUCAGCAAUUGAUUUAAAAAGUAAACCAAUUGAUGAAGCUGAUGGCACAAAAAAUGAAUUAUCCGAAACAUCUGUUCAUCAAAUUCCAGCACACCGUUCUAAAGGUAUGGAAUUACGGAGUCAUUGUUGUCCUUGUCCUUCGACUCCCAAAACACCUAUAAGUGUGCUUGGAGAAUCUUCAAAAUUGCCUUGUACUCCCAUAAGAACUUGCAAUAAUAUGGCUAAAGAUUUUGGUGCUCGAAAAAUUACUAAAACUCCAGUGAGAAAUGAACAUUCAACAAACCUAAAGGCUGGUAAUGCUGUGAGAAAGUCUGCGAUUAUGCGUAAAUUAGAAGAAAAAGCAAGAAUGGUUAUCAUGAAUAAAGAAGAAAUCAUACGAGAGAAAGUAGAACGUGCCAAAAGGUGGUGUUUGAACGAAGAUGGAUGCGAUCAUGUGAUAUUUUGUCUGUUCGAUGGACCUGUAAAAUAUACUUUAGACAAGAGUGGUCAAAAACCUUUAAAAGGGUAUAGGCCAUACGGUCGCUUACCCGUUUUUCUACUCAAAGCGGAAUCUGUCUUGUCAGAUAUGAUAGUCGCUACGCCAUUUUGCCCCGAAUUAUCCGAUGCACCACAGCCAAUACCUCUAUUCCGAGUCAAGAUUACCCGGAUUGUGCAUUUAUCGCAUGUACCACUGGGAGCAUCAUGCGCAUCGGGAGACGCGGACGCUGUAUCAAAAAUACCAUUUCAUAUAUUGCAAAUUACUUGUACACUGUCAUUAUUUCAUGCAUAG